AUGCCUCCCCCAGACUACAUCCCGGCCCGUUCCGCAGACACAGGCCCCCAGCGACCGAUGUCCGCCACGGAGCUACACUUCCCCGCGCACCACACGGGCGCCGAGCGACCCCCCUCUGGCCCGCAGCGCGUCAUCCGACCGGACGCUGCCCAGCCCGGGGGCUCGUCCGCGACAAACGCGGCGCGCACGGGCCCGAUCCGGCCGGCGUUGUUCACGAAAAUGUCGGCGGGGCUGGACGACGGCAUGGAGGAGAAGAAGGAACGCGUGGUCGGGGGCGCGCGCAGGGUGCUCCGCAUGCCUGAGGCGGUCGAACCCGCGCCGCAUGCGGGUGCGGACGAGAAGGGCAAGACGGCGGCGGCGGCGGCUUCGUCGAGGCCCGUCCGCACCAGAGUCAUUUCCACGAGCAGGUCGACUCCCGCAAUCCCGCUGCAGUCCGCGCUCGCCAGGGAGGAUGCUGCUCGCGUGAAGAAGCUCGCGUCGUCCGUCGGUGCAUCCGCACGCGGCGGAGUGUCGACCGCAGCUGCGACCGCGGCACCUGCGGCGAGGCUCGGUCGUAUGGCUUCGGCGGCAACCUUGAUGCAGGCCACUGCCGGUUCGAGGGCCCGAGCGCCAGAGAAGGCGCAGGAGAGGGCGGCCGACAAGGACAAGCCGAAGACGAAGGUACCGUUCAAGCCGUCAGCAGCGCCUCGUCCGGGACCCGGGACGUCUGUUACCGUACGGGACAGGGCAAAUCGUGUUUUGUCGAAGUCGAAGGCUGAUCCCGCCAAGCCCUCCACGAAAGACUCUCAGACUCAGAAGGCACCCGCGAAGCCACCACGCUCGUCACCUGAAGUGCCGGAAGCAACGGAGACGGUGUCCCCAGUCGAGGUGCCUCUCCCGGAAUCGCCCAAGCUUGCUCCUGUUGCUCCGCCCUGCGAAGCCUCUCCCCCACCACUGAUCUCCUUCGACACCCCAGACAAGCAGGACGCGCCUGCCGCGGCGCCGGAGCGCGCUGCUACUCCCCCUCCUGCGGACGUUGUUCUUACUUCUCUGGACCCUACUUCCAAUACUGCAGAAAUUCCUCUCCCUGCGGAAACACCAGGCGAACUGACGCCAAUUCCUGUCGUCCCGUCCGUCAAUGUCACCGAGCCAAGCACGCCCACCCGGGAAGAGCGGCCCCAAGGUAGGCGAAUGGCUGAGGUCGAGCAGACGCCGAUCUCGGCGCUCGUCGCGUCUAUCCAGCGCGGGUUUCUCUCGAUGCACGGCAGCACGCCGCUGUCGCCCAUGCGCGAGGAGGACGAGAGCGUGCUCGUCGUGGACGAGUCAGAGAGCGACGGGAAGGUCUUUGCCAUUGAAGGGUUCCAGCCUGUCAAGGUUGAGCCGUUGUUCUCCAAGCCGGGCGUGUUGCAUGCGUGA
Messenger RNA from Dichomitus squalens LYAD-421 SS1, 1395 nucleotides. RefSeq lists its product as uncharacterized. The record is from RefSeq and is a predicted model, not a curated record. Bases 1 to 1395 code for a protein of 464 amino acids. The transcript has a single exon. NCBI's taxonomy places the organism in Eukaryota, Fungi, Basidiomycota, Agaricomycetes, Polyporales, Polyporaceae.